Messenger RNA from Caenorhabditis elegans, 1496 nucleotides. It is a transcript of the gene F54E4.3, whose product is annotated as DUF19 domain-containing protein. The record is from RefSeq and is marked reviewed. Lineage: Eukaryota; Metazoa; Nematoda; Chromadorea; Rhabditida; Rhabditidae. Bases 15 to 833 code for a protein of 272 amino acids. The transcript is spliced from 7 exons.
AUUCAAUCACAAUAAUGAAUCUCCAAUUUCUUGCCUCGAUUCGAAUUCUACCAAUUUUACUCAUUGGACUAACAUCUGCACAAGACGAAGUGUCUCAGUGCAAUUACGUCGGACUUGUCAAAUGCUUCAUAAACAUUUUGGACGAAUGGGCAUGGACACUUUACGAACUGAAAGAAAACGUCGUCACUAUUACACAGGAUCAAUGUGAACACUUGAAAGAGUUAGACAAGUGUAUAAAGGAUGACCUUCCAGUUGCUCACCAAUGCUCACAUAAUGAAGUUGUACAAGUUUCCAACACCGUCUCCGACUUGCUCACUCAUAGAAAAGAUUCAGGAUCAUUCUUGAGAAGUUAUUAUCUUCUCACGUAUUCUUGCUCUGUAGAAGGCCAAGAGAUUUUGAGCAAGCAUCGUGACUGCUUGAAGUCCGAAAAAAUUGGUGAGAUGACACUUUCCGCUGGUACAUACCUUAGUGAGAAGUUUUUGGAGCACUCGCAAGAUGACGUCUGCGAGGCAGUUAACCGAAAAUUACAAGAGUACAUUUCCGCUCUUGGCGGUCUUUGCAGUAAGCACGAGGCUGCUCAUCUUAUGUGCCAAUCUUUAAAAAACAUGUUCACGGGACUUCAUGCCGACAAAUUGGACAGUUGCGUUUUGGACUGCAAGAUUCCAGAGAACAACGACGAGGAGAGCAAAGAAGAAGUUGCUCUUACAUCUGACGCUCAAGAUGAAGAAAACCUCGAACAGCAGCAAUCCGAACAGGAUGCCCUCCGACCAGCUGACUCGUCCAGCAUAGCCUUUUCCCUAUUUUCAAUUAUAUUUUAUGUCCUUUUAAGAUAAUUUUCUCCUGUGAGAUUUUCGAACUGUUGAGGAGUUUACCCAUCACUUUCCAUAAGCGUUUCACUUUUACAAAGGUUUUGAAAUUUUGAACUAAUAGUAAGCAUUAUUAAUAUUAGAAUCCAUUUCAUGGUUCCUAGAGAAAACAUAUAUAUGUAUUAUUAUAUUAAAAACAUUAAAAUUUGUGUGACAAAAAAAUAAAUUGUAUAGGAAGUAUGAAUAUAAUGAUAGUGUGUAAUAUAAGUAUUGUGAACAAUUUAGGAUCAUCAAUUGUAUGCAUUUGUGGUGAAUUUUUCUUCAAAUUCCAAGUCAAGUCCCGAUUUCUUCUCCCAUAUGAGCUUUGCUUUGUCAAUUAUAAUAUUGUGUUUCUCAACUGAUGGCAUCUGGUAACUGUAACAUUGUAAACGCCUUGCCGUAAUAUUUACUUUUAAUUUUUUGAAAAUUAUUAUUCUACGUUUUCCCCUCAAAAUACCGCUCAUCUUUCAUAAACACUGUCAAAUAAUUAGGAAUGCGUCAGAUAAUUUUUGAGCGUAAGUUUUUUGGAAACUGUAACUUUGAUUUUUAUAAUAGAAAUUGCAAUACUUCAAAGUAGUGUGUUUAUUGUGUUUAUCUCAAUUUUAAUGUUUUAUUAUUUCUUACAGACAAUAAUAAAAACUACAAAUGAAA